AGUUGCAGCGAAAAGGAAAUGUGUCAUCUGUGGUUUGGUCUGAACAGUGGAAAGCUCGCUGCACAUGUCCUUUUCGCUGCAGAUUCACUUUAACGUUCACACUUCUCCCAGUCUGUCCUGCUCUCAAUGACGUGGAAGCUGUGCUUCGAGACAAGAAAAGACGUGGCUUAUUAAAAUAAGGUUCUAGUCAGAUCUGACCAGCCAUUUUCUAAGGUUACCUGCAUACUCAUGGACAUGAAACACACAAGACAUUACCUGCAUCUUGCCUUUCUGAUGACAACAGUUUUUUCUUUGUCUCCUGGAACAAAAGCAGACUCUACCCAUCUGUGGGCUAACAACACUACUGUCUGGGAUCCAGAUAUUCAUAAUAAGACAGGCAGAAACCAAAAUGAAUACAGUAACACAAACUCUACGACUCCCAAAGUAGAUAAACGUAAUUCUACAAACAUGCCUGAAAUAACAUCACCACCUCACAUGCUAUCUUUCACUCCUAAGGACAGUUCUCCAACAUUACAGAGCAUCGAAAACACAAGCAAAAGUCACAGUGAAAUUUUCAAAAAAGAUGUCUGUGAGGAAAAGAACAACAAAAUGGCUAUGCUAGUCUGCUUAAUUAUAAUCGCAGUGCUUUUUCUUAUCUGUACCCUUCUAUUUCUAUCCACGGUGAUUCUGGCAAACAAAGUCUCGUCUCUCAGACGAUCAAAACAAGUAGGCAAGCGUCAGCCUAGAAGCAAUGGCGAUUUUCUGGCAAGCAGUGGUCUAUGGCCUGCUGAAUCAGACACUUGGAAAAGAGCAAAACAGCUCACAGGGCCCAACCUAAUGAUGCAAUCUACUGGAGUGCUCACAGCUACAAGGGGGAAAAAAGAUGGAGAAGGAACUGAAAAACUCACUAACUAACAGAUGCUUUAGUGAAGAAAAAUGCAAAGCAGCAGCAGGAAACUGUAGGAAGUAAAAACGAAGUUGUUUGAUAUUGAACGCCAACAUGUUGGUCUGAUGGUCUAAAAUCUGACCUUGCCGGCCUUGCCCUUUAGAAUUAAGCAGGUGAGAAGAGGAGACAUAUGCCUGCUUACUUAAUUACUUAAACUGUGCACUUUUGUUCUGAUACUGAAUAUUUUAAAAAGCAAAUAAUAUUUUAUUAGCAAAUAAUAAAACAACAAAAAAUUUAGGAAAGUUUUUAAAGAGAAGUUGAAGGAACUGAUUAACAGAGGUAGAAAUGGACAAUUAAACAUUUGUUGUUCAGCAACAGUAGUUAGAGGAUCUUUGUCUGGACAUAAGUACACUUUGAAGAGUUUUAGUGUGUCCUUAGGGACAAGUAUGUGCUCCAACAUCUAACAGAAGUCAAACUCCUAAUGCAUUGAGUUGAACUGGAUAGUUGAACAGUACCUUCUUCUUUCCUGAAUGUGACAAAAUCCAUACCAGCUCUUAAAUCAACACAGCUAAUUUUAUGCUAGAAGUUUUUACCUUUACGUAUGACACACAUAAGAAAGUGUUUUUCUACUAUAAAUAUUUAAUUAAAACUUUUAAUUUUGUAUAAUAAAUGAAGGCUUGUUAGAAUAAAACUGACUAUGUAUAUUUGCAUUUACUUUUUAUCUGAGAGGACACAUGUAAGGGUCACUAAGAAACAGAGCACAACUGUAACAGAUGCAAUACAGCCACAGUGAAGACUGUGUGUGAAUGUAAAGUAUAUCUUACACUUACAACAUGUAAGUUUAAGUGCAACAUACCUCUAUGCUAUAAAUACUGCUCUUUGGACUAUUUAUAGCAAAUAUCCAAAAGUUGAUUAAUUUUUGAACUUGAAUAAUGCCAAGUGGCCUAA
Messenger RNA from Molossus molossus (Pallas's mastiff bat), 1813 nucleotides. RefSeq names its product ecotropic viral integration site 2A (gene EVI2A). The transcript is spliced from 2 exons. NCBI's taxonomy places the organism in Eukaryota, Metazoa, Chordata, Mammalia, Chiroptera, Molossidae. Bases 229 to 894 code for a protein of 221 amino acids. Gene Ontology annotation, cellular component: membrane. The record is from RefSeq and is a predicted model, not a curated record.